GCUCCUGUAUUUUCACCUCAGGAACGCUCAUCAUCCGGGAUCGUUUUGCACUGGAAGCAAAUACAACUCAACCGAAUACUUUAUUCUUCAUUUGUUUAUUUGGACGUUAUACCGAACUAUUGCCAGGAUGGAAUACUGAAAUGCCUCAGAAAUGCUUAUGGUCUGGUCAUGGCGCAUCUAACUGUCAUUUUCCAUCUUCUAUGAUGAUUUGACACAUGUGCAACAGGCUACCGCCAUAUAUUCAUACGUUUUUAUGGAGACGAUGUGGCAUCAAAAGGGAGGAUGUGUCCUAGUGCUCUCCCUUUUUCGCUAAUAGUUACAAUAUAACAUUAUGUUUUUAUUUAUUUAUUUAUUUUUUACAGGCAGGCAAUAAUUUUCACGAUCUGCUGAUUGUUAGGCUACAAACAUGACACUCUGAACGGUUAACUGGAAACACUUUAGUUAGUGAUUUAUUUAUUUUUUUUAAUUUUAUUGUAGCUAUUUAUUAUUAUUAUUAUUAGUGCGUGCCAGAGUAUAAGGGACUUUAAAAUGGCAACUCUUUUAACGGGGAGGAAAAGAAUUUCCAACCGAGAAAAACUAUCAGCGGAGGAUGAUGCUCUUAGCCAAAUAGCCCGAGAGGCGGAGACAAGACUGGCAGCUAAACGGGCAGCACGGGCAGAAGCUCGAGAAAUCCGUAUGAAGGAACUAGAGAGGCAACAGAAAGAGAUAUACCAGGCACAGAAGAAAUACUAUGGGCUGGACAGCAAAUGGGGCCAUAUUGAACAGUGGAUGGAGGACAGUGAGCGGUAUUCCCGCCACUCUCGGAGACACACAUCGAUAUCAGAUGAUGAUGAGCGGAUGUCUGUUGGUAGCCGGGGCAGUUUGAGGGGCAACCACACAGAUCUCUGCAGCAGUACCAGUAGUCUAUCUUCAGCCAGACUACAAAAUGGACGGCCCUCUGCGCUUUUUAUUGAAACCGCCUGCUCAAGAAGUCACAGGGGCUCACUGCAUGAAGAGAAUUCAUACUCUGCCAGUAGGCGUUUCAGUGGCUCCAGCACUAGAGUCCCUUCAGACUACAAUGUUUUUCUGGGCUCUGGUUCCAGGGCCUCUUCUAGGGCAAGUUCAGCUCGUGCCAGUCCAGUGGUGGAGGAAAGGUCAGACUUCCUGGAAAAGGGUUCCAGGACAGCCUCCACCCUCUCUGCUGCAACUCUUGCAUCUCUGGGUGGAGGGUCAUCACGGAGAGGAAGCUGUGAUACCUCGAUUUCAGCUGACACUGAGGCCUCCAUACGGGAAAUUAAAGACUCCCUGGUGGAGGUGGAAGAGAAGUACCGUAAGGCUAUGGUGUCCAACGCUCAGCUAGACAAUGAGAAGACAAAUCUCAUGUAUCAGGUGGACACACUGAGAGAGACACUAAUGGAGCUGGAGGAAAUUCUGUGUGAGACACGGAGAGAGUGUGAGGAAAAAACCAGGGAGUUCGAGCGAGAAAGGCAUGCUCACAGUCUCCUGAAGUUCCAGAUUGAAGAAAUGAAGGAAAUGCUGAAGCAGAGUGAAGAGUUGUUAGCGCAAGCCCAACAGUCGCGUGGGAAGCAGGAGGACUAUAUUAAAGAGAUCUCUGACCUACAAGAAACAUUGGAAUGGAAAGAUAAAAACAUUCGGGCAUUAGAGAGGCAGAAGGAGUAUUCAGACAUUAUCCAUGAUGAAGAGGAUGCACUCAGGGAUGAAGUUUCCCAGCUUAGGGAUGCUUUAAAGAAACAUGGCAUAGUGCUGGGAUCUGAGGUGACAGCCAAUGGAGAGAUAGCAGACGGGGUAAUUGAUGGGCAUACUGAUGUGGAAAUAGUCUCCCGAUUGAAUCAAGAUGCUCGCACUCCCACCAUGAGUGGAGACAGCUUGUUAGAGAUCAGAUUGAGAAAGCUGGUAGAAGAGAGAGAGAGUUUGCUUGAGCAGGUGCGGAAGCUUAAAGCAGUAGAACAGAAGCAGAAGUGUGGGACUGAAGAGACGGAAAGCAUGGAUGAGGAUGACCUACAGAACGGUCUGGACCCUCAUAUCCUAGAUCUGCAGAGAGAUGCUAACAGGCAGAUCAGUGACCUCAAAUUUAAACUGGUCAGGUCUGAGCAAGAAGUCACAGCACUUGAACAAAACAUAAUUCGGCUGGAGGGUCAGGUGACCCGCUAUAAGACAGCCACUGAGGCUGCGGAAAAAGUGGAAGACGAACUAAAAGUAGAGAAACGCAAGUUACAGAGAGAGCUGAGAUCCGCAACUGACCGUGUUGAUGAGCUGGAAGCAACCAACAGCCACCUUACAAAGAGACUGGAGAAGAUGAAGGCCAAUCGUAGUGCCCUAUUGGCACAGCAGUGACACCCGCCUGUAACUGCUCUGCUACAUGGGCAUGUUUCUUAUUGCCCUUUGGCACCUGCCAGCUGUAUAAAAGUAAAACCUUCACCAAUACGUACAGUUCUAAUCAAGUAAUUCCAAUCAUUCUCAUGCCAAUUCAGACUUUGUGAUGCUCUAACUUCAAAAAAGUAAAUAUGGCUGGCAGGCAUGAAAAUCAAGCUUGCUUGUAGAUUCCAAGCAGAGGACACAAAUGCUCAAAAAAGUGACCAUUGGAUUGGAUUAGCAGAAUCUAGGGGCUCAAUGAGCUCAAAUCAAUGUUCACUCGACUGGACUGGAUUAUGGAUCUUGAUCGCAAUACCAACAAAGCACAGGCAGAGCACAACUACAGUAUGGCAUCAAGUUGGUUUACUGAACCAGUUGUGAGGAACCUUCACUUAUCUUGGUGGAUCAUGCACUUUAUCCCUGCAUCAGUAUUUUCUGGAAGACUUGGAAAAUGUAACACAUGGAUAUCUGGAUAUCUGAUAUCUUUGUUUUUCCAUAGGGAUUUGUUUAGUCCAGAGAUUGUAUGAUUGAAUGUAUGCCAUCACAUGCAGAGACAGUUGUGCUUUUCCUUGAUAAUUUUGAGCAAACAUAUUUACUUAUUUUAGUGAAAUGGGCCAAAAGAUGUUAUUACAUUUCUAUAGUCAUCAUGUUAUGUUGAAUAUUAAGCUUUUAGACCACCUAUUUAAAAAGGCUAUCGUUUGUUGCUUUCUGGGUAUAAAGACUGCAAAGAUGCAUCUUGGUGAGUGUAAUAAGUAGAAGUAGACAGACAGCAAGCACAGUUGUUCAUUAGAAUACAUGUUCAGUUUAGUCUCAGAUCAUGGUGCAAAAUGCAUGUAUAUAAUUAUCUGAGGGCUAAAUUGACUUAUGCGAUAUCACCAGCCUUCAAAUAUUGCUUUUGAAAACAUGCAGAAUCAACACAAUAAAUGGGAGUGCAGCUGAUUAUUGAAGCUGGUUGUUGUAGCACUUUCACAACUGGUCUGUCAUUUACAGAGUGUGCCAUUCAUCUUAAUGCAUUUGGGGUGUUUAAAGAAAUACACAUCACCUUUUUUUUAAGAAAAAGAAAAAAGAAAUUAAACAGAAUUGUUGCAAUAACGCUAUUCGGUGUAACUAAUUGACCAUUGCAUUUACACAAAAAUGCAAUAAUAAAAAGUGCCAUAAUGCUGUAUUUGCUGAGUUAUGCCAAAAAAAUGCUUCUUUUUGCUUAUUGUUAGUUUCACUCUUAUCUCUCCCCAAGGUACUGCAAACAUCGGAGACAAUGCACUACAUUGUUUACUUGUUCAUUGAAGAUGGGCAUGCUUUCUCUCGUGGACCGGUAGCUAAACAUUUGAAAUGACAUAUCCAUAGACAGACAAAUCAUGUUCUUUACCAGUAUUACAGCUAUUCGGUAUGGUAUGGUAUGGUAUGGUAUGUCAUGACAUAGCAAGAAAUAAAAUGAAUGCAAUAACACUGGCUGUUAGGGUUGUUAUAUUUUUUUUAUUUUUACAUUUCAUAAUUUAACAUUUUAUUAAAGUCUUCUCUCCCUCACUCACAAUGACAAGGGAAUAAGCAAAAAAGAAUCAUUAAAUGGUAAUGCUGAUUUAUUACUCCCUUCACAAAAUAAAAACCAUGGGAGUGGCAUAAUUCUUAACAGCAGCACUGCUUUUCAGCUGAUAAAUCAGUUCUGAAAUAAUGAACACUUAGGACCCUCUGGACAGCUUCUAUCACCAGUUGCUAUUUUCUAUCACUUCUUUAUUCUGUCGCUAUUAAAAUACUGUAUGUCAUAAAAUGUUUUAUCUGGUUAAUCAUCAAAUCUAACCUUGCAUGUUCAUUGUCACGUUUCCUCAAUCAAAAUAUCUCCUUUGUAUUAUUAUUCUUAUAUAAGCAAAUCUGUUUGAUGGUUACUAUGCAAAACAAAAGUAUAAGAGAAAAAGAGGAAAUAAAAUGC
This is a messenger RNA of Xyrauchen texanus (razorback sucker), 4276 nucleotides long. Its product is annotated as leucine-rich repeat flightless-interacting protein 2-like. Lineage: Eukaryota; Metazoa; Chordata; Actinopteri; Cypriniformes; Catostomidae. The transcript has 22 exons. The record is from RefSeq and is a predicted model, not a curated record. Bases 529 to 2334 code for a protein of 601 amino acids. Gene Ontology annotation, molecular function: RNA polymerase II cis-regulatory region sequence-specific DNA binding; DNA-binding transcription factor activity, RNA polymerase II-specific. Gene Ontology annotation, biological process: regulation of transcription by RNA polymerase II.